Messenger RNA from Apaloderma vittatum (bar-tailed trogon), 1323 nucleotides. RefSeq names its product SUMO-interacting motifs containing 1 (gene SIMC1). The annotation marks the transcript as partial. The record is from RefSeq and is a predicted model, not a curated record. Lineage: Eukaryota; Metazoa; Chordata; Aves; Trogoniformes; Trogonidae. The transcript has 10 exons.
GCUAUCAUCGAUCUCACCUGUGAGGACACAAGCACAGAUGCAGAGCCAGCGAGCGUCACCACCAUCAUCGACCUGACAGAGGACACACGCAGCCCUCCCCACACCACCGGCUGGGUUGAGGAGGACCCCAGGCAGCAGAAACCCGAGUUCAUCCCCAGUGGGAAGCUGAACAUGGUGCGCACCACCAUGGAGGAGAACUUCCUGGAGGUCACCUUGCAUUUCCUGAGCGACUUCGUCUCCCACCAGCACUGUCCCCCCAAAGAAAUUAUCUCGCACCUGAUUAAACAGAUCCUGUUGCACCCCCACCGAGGGGAGAUCCUGAAGGACAUCUACACGCUGCUGAUUAAGAUCCAAAUAGAGGCAAAGUUCUGUGAGGUGACAGGCCCAGGAGUCCUUCUCUCCAUGGAGUACAGCCCCAGUCAGGAGAAGCCCCCUGGCUGGCUCCUCUUCCUGCAGUACGUGGUACAGACUCUGGAGGACGACUUCCAGCAGAACGUGAGGUUGCGCCUCCUCCAGAAGUCAAUUGCCAAGAAAGUGCUUUCGUGUGACCUGUGCUUCAACAAUGUCAAGGAGGUGGUUGAAUGGUUGGUCGCAGCAGUUACAGGAGUCGGGUUCUCCCAGCCCCAGGAGCAGCUGCAAAAAACUACUUCAGCAGAAGCAAGGGUGAUGUUCCUGCUCCAGCGGAUGUUGUCCAUCGCAGUUGAAGUGGACAAAUCUCCCAACUGCAGCUCCUGUAAGAUCGCAGAUGUGAUGUUCCCAUUUAUACUGAAUAUUCCCCUGAGGAGCCAAAGGGAAGCUUUCUUAAACACCAUGGAGAGCCAGCUCCUCCGCUGCAAACUGCUAGAGCUGUUGUUCCAGCAUAGUUGCGAUGUGCCCACAACCUUGCCCUUGUCUCUAGCCAAGAUCCUGUACUUCCUGAGCCACUCCUCUGUGCUCCUGCAAUACCAGGAUGAAACAGCAGUAUGGCAGAGAUGGGAUGAGAUGCUGCAGUACCUGAAUUUGUUGCUGCUGAGUUACCAAAAUGUAGUACUAGAGCACUUACGGAGCUCACUCAGCGACAGGAUGGACUUGAUCAUUCAGAAAGCCAAGCCCAAGCUUCAGGACAGCGAUGACGUCAGCCACCGGGACAUCCAGCUGAAGAUCGAGGAUUUCAUGAGCCGAAUGCAGCAGGUUCUGGGGCAGCCUUUUCCCCAGCAGAUCAAGGAGAAAUUGCACCUUCUCAGACUGUUUCCUGUGGCUAUCCAUGCCACACUAAUGCAAUUCACCAGCACUGUUACUGAAACUUUGACCUUGUGGGUGUCCACUUGGAGAGUUCACUAUUAA